Numida meleagris (helmeted guineafowl) is the source of this 6049-nucleotide messenger RNA. It is a transcript of the gene PDP2, whose product is annotated as pyruvate dehyrogenase phosphatase catalytic subunit 2. Lineage: Eukaryota; Metazoa; Chordata; Aves; Galliformes; Numididae. Gene Ontology annotation, molecular function: cation binding; protein serine/threonine phosphatase activity. The record is from RefSeq and is a predicted model, not a curated record. Gene Ontology annotation, biological process: protein dephosphorylation. The transcript has 2 exons. Bases 1208 to 2812 code for a protein of 534 amino acids.
GUGUUUUAUGUAAUUGGUUCUUGCAUAAUGGGCUUCAGCGCAUUGCCUUUAUUAGCAAAAUUCAGCGCGGCUCGUGCCGGGCGGCAGCAGCGCAGUCCGCGCCCCGCGGUGCGCUCCGUGCGGGCGCGGCUCUGGGCGGCGUUAGGAGGGUGCUGCGGGAGCACCGAGCGGCUGGUUAGCGGCUGGUCUGAGCAGGGGAAGUCCGGGUUUGUGUAGCAGGCCGUGUUUCUGUGAGCUUUAUCAGUCAAGAAUACAAAAAUCAUCACUGUUUCUGACCCUGCUGGCUCAGAAGGUUGGGACGGGAGAGAAGAAAUUGAGUGGCUAAUGGCUCGGGAAAGGUUGGCCACAAGGAAGGCUUGUCUGGUGCUGCUGCUGUGCUUUGGUUUGCUCUUGUUGGACUGGGCAGCAUCAGCUGUCUUCCCCAUAACUUUGUUUAGGUUGUACUCUGUGCGGCAGAACAGAAGGUGCUGUCAGGAGAUGUCGUUGUCCCAGGAGGCUGCGGGCGCACGCUGAGCAAUGAACUGGCACUGCCUUUGCCAUUUGCCAUCUGCUCUCCGGAUGGCAGCAGUAGAACUGUGAGCCUGAGCCUGUCCUCCUGGGACCCCCAGGGUGACGGUGGUGGGAGCUCGCCUGCUCUUCAGCUCUGUUGGCCAUGGUGGUAUACUUUGCUUUUGUUUUCCAGAUGGGAUUUCAGUAAAGUCCUUGGGUUGUAUCAGUCGGCUUUUUGUUUAGAAUAGUUCAAGUUUGCUUUUAGUUUCUGCUGGUUUCUGGGAACAAUUCGUUUUGCAGCUGUCUGGACUGACUUUUUGCUACUUCUCAUCGGGUGCCCUGCUAACAGAACAGUACUGUGGUAGUACAGUAGUAUGUAGCACCUCUGGGCUAAGCCCUGGAGCACCUAAUGCCAGCAGCAUCCUCAAGUGGUUCAGAGCUCCUAGAAAACUAUAAUUGGUUGUCAGUGUGAUCUUCUGGGAGUAAUUGUAUUUGCAGUGCUACAACACAGUUAGCUUUUCAAAUCCUUGGGGCAAAUCUCUGUCGUGCAGUAAGCAUCUAGUGGUGCUUAGCAGCAACUUGUGCUUCCCCUAGCUAGAACACCUGAUGUAUAGGAGGAAGCGAUAUGAUGGACCUCUUCCCUGGAAACUGAAGAACCUCAGACUAUAGGGAUAUCCUGUCUGACUGAAAAGAGUCGCUCCUACUAGUGAAGUGAUUUAUGAUGUCAAGAACUGUAUCAUCCUGGAUCUUAGGCUCAGCAAGGAACAGCUUUGUUUUACAAAGAAGAGGAUGUUUGUAUUCCAUAUGUGUCCCAAACAGACACAAAAUAAAACAGAAGCUUGUUUUUUCCAAAACACUUCUCUGCCCUGCUGGGACCUGCAGCUUGGACAAUACUUUCUCCUUAAGAAAAGCGUUCAGACACACCUCCACUGAAGAGGAAGAGUUCUCUUUCCAGUUGUCUCCUUCACAAAUCAAUGAUAUACUUAGAGCAGGUGAAUUCUCCCAUAAAAUACUGGAUUCCAGUUGUAAAAGUGCUAAUUCCGUGUUGAAGUUUGAAAGUAACCAACUGGCAUCCAAUACUCCUAUUGAAGACCGCAGGUGUGCAGCCACUUGCUUGCAGACCAGGGGGAUGAUGUUUGGUGUCUUUGACGGCCACGCUGGUUCUGCUUGCGCUCAGGCAGUAAGUGAGAGACUACUUCAGUAUAUAGCGGUUUCUCUCAUGUCUCGGCAGACUUUGGAAGAGAUGGAGCUUGCUGUGGAGUGUAUGAAACCAGUUAUUCCUAUUCUGCAGUUGCACAAGCAUCCCAAUGAUAUCGAGUAUCGAGAAAUGUCUUCACAGUAUUUUGAGAGCCUCCGAGUUUACUGGCAGCAUUUACUGGACCUAGACAUUGAGCCAGGAUUUAGUUUGGAAGAAGCCAUGAUAAGUGCAUUCAAAAGGUUAGACUCGGACAUAUCACUGGAAGUUCAGGCUCCCCAGGAAAAUGAAUUGGCGAGAAACACUGCCCUUCAGGUAGCUUUUUCUGGUGCAACGGCAUGUGUAGCUCACAUUGAUGGUGUUCACUUGCAUGUUGCAAAUGCCGGUGAUUGCAGAGCGAUUCUAGGGGUUCAUGAGGAAGAUGGAACUUGGUCUACUCUCCCUCUAACCCGAGACCACAAUGCCUAUGAUGAAUCUGAAAUUAGAAGACUAAAGAGAGAACAUCCUAGAUCUGAGGAGAAAACACUGUUUGUGAAUGACAGAUUACUGGGGAUUCUCAUGCCCUCCAGAGCUUUUGGAGAUGUGCAAUUAAAAUGGAGUAAAGAAUUGCAACACAGUGUUCUUGAGAAUAGCUGUGAUGUUGAGGCUUUAAAUAUUUAUCAGUAUGUUCCUCCAAACUGCCAUACACCCCCUUAUUUAACAGCGGAGCCUGAGGUCACAUACCACAAACUAAGAGGCAAGGAUAAGUUUCUUGUUAUUGCUUCAGAUGGAUUAUGGGAGAUGCUCAGUAACGAAAAGGUUGUAAAACUAGUUGCUGGACACCUUACAGAGCUUAACGUGCAGAAACCACAACUGGCUUUUGAGAAACCAGUUAAUUUGGGUUAUAUGCACAACCUGUUACUUCGGAGGAAAAACAGGGGCAUUACCUCACUAGACCAGAACAUAGCAACUCAUUUAAUACGGCAUGCAAUUGGGAAUAAUGAAUAUGGGGAAGUGGACCAAGAGAAACUUGCUGCAAUGCUGACUCUGCCUGAAGACCUUGCAAGAAUGUACAGAGAUGAUAUCACAAUUACUGUAGUGUAUUUUAAUUCAGAAGCAAUUGAAAAUUACUACAGAAGCAACGAAUAGGGACUUGCAUUGCUGCUAUUCUGUACUGCUAGCCAACUUUGAUAUUGAAACCGUUACUGUUUUUCUUUGAUAGUCAAACUGUUACCAGUGUUACAAACCUUUUUGUUACUUACUAGCUUUGGGGAGGGGAAAAAAAAAAAAAAAACUUCUGCAGGUGAAUUUUUUGACAGUUCCCUGGAUUUCUGGGUCUGUACGCUCUGAAGAGAAAUGUUUUGAUGAAAGCUGACUGCAAUGCAGCUGAACUAAAGAUUGCUGACUCAGUUCUGAUUCCAUGGGAACUACUGGUAAAAUUUUACAAAUGAACAAAGGAGAUAAAUUUGAAUUAGGCUGGUAAAAAUUUAAUAGGCAGAUGGGCAAUACUUGUAGCUGCAUGGAGCGUAGGAAGGUCCUACUGUUAUAGAAAAUGAGUAGCAUUCUCCUGAAGCACUGUAACUGAAUUCAGUAAAUUACCAAACCUUUAUUUGAUGUGACAGUGUCAGGUACUCGCCUUGUGUAUGUGAAGCUUUGUUUUAGAGACAGCACUAAGGAAGGUGAUUCAGGCAGCCCUGAGACUGUUGGACACUUUUUCCUACUGUUUUUUUUUUAAGCUAAGAAACAAAACCGUAUUUUCUUCAACAGUGAUGUAAGUGUGAAUGCACAUUCUCUCAACUGCGUGUGGAUUUGUAUGACAACAUGCAGCUCAAAUGCACACAAGGGACUUCGUGGUCCCCUGCUCAGGAAUUAACAUAUGAAAUUCAAGCAUUCAUGUAUCUACUUGCUUAGAGGAGAAAUCCUUUGUAUUAAGUGUAGAUCUAUGAAAUGCUGCAUAUGAAAUCCAACUGUAGUUUAAGUGAAGUUUGACAAAUUCGGAAGUUGAAAAGUACAUCUAGAGGUAAAUACAGCAGAACACACAAUACUUUUGUGUUCAUAUUUGACUUGGAGGACAAAAGUGCUGUUAUUUCACUAAAAUGUUUAAACUCUUUAAUUUUGCCUUUGAACAUGAGCUUGUUAUUAUAGCUACAGAUAUUUUCUUUAAUGAAUGUGUGUUCUAUUCUCUGAAUGUAUACUUCUGUGCAUUUUAAAGCAGUUUAAUACUGUUUUCUAGGGUGGUUAUCUAAAGCUUGCAAACAAACCGUGCUUAAAUUUCACAUAUGGUGUUCUCCUGUGGCUCUGUUCCUUAUUUAUGCACAUUAGUAACUGUUGGCAGCAAAAAUGUGUACUGGGAGUAUAGGGCUAUUCACUGCUGUUCUGCUGUGUGAGAACCUGUGUGGAUGUGGCAGAGCAGAUACAAAUAACGUUUUUUUCAAUUUCACUUAAAGCAUUAUCCUUCCACAAUUCUAAAGAUGAAAACGUACUUCAGUUUUCAUUUUGAAGUUUUAAGUGAAGUUUUAAGCAGAUGAGAUCUUGUGCAUAGACUUAUCGUAGUUGUGGAUUUGGAGCUUUCCAUAUACUUUUUUUCUCCAAGUAAAACAUUUCAAUGCUUUUUUUUUUUUGGCAUCUAAUUCAUAUGUUCUUUAGUUUUUAGUUUCUUAUUGAAUACUCAUACUUUUGACUGUGCAUGACUAGAUGUAAUUCAGUAUUACAAUUGCAAACACUGAAUGCUAACUUACACAAAACUUUUGCUCCAGAAAAACAGUUUCUUCAUCUAGUACGUACUGGAGUAUGUGCAGCAAUUCAGCUGGUGGGCAAGUAGUUACGUUUUUUGAAUGAAGCGGGCAGCGUAUGGUACCAGCAAAACGGGAUUGGCAUGAGAGAUCUGAGAUUUAGGUUUUGGUGUUAGGGACUGCAGGAGGGCUUUAUGUGUGUGCAGCAUCUCAGAGGGGAUGCUGAAAUUCUUGUAACUUGGAUCCUAUAAUUUAAAAUAUACCCACCUUACUGGGCUGGAACUAUGGAGACAAAAAUGUAUGCCAGAAAAAAAGUGAACAAUGAUGGUCAGUUAUGAGUUAACCUUGGGAAGGGUUGAGCCUGCCUACAAGGCAAUUGGAUGAAGAGAAGAGCAUUCUUAAACAGCGUUCCUGAACCCCUUUGGCUUUAAGUGAGCUGUUCCAUUUGCUCUGAAAUUACCUUGUGAUUACUUACAUGCUUCAUUGUUUUGAUUUUUAGGUAUAAAGCAUGUGUUACUAGACUACCUCUUAAUACAGAUAUUACUUAACAGUGUGGCUAGAGGAACAAAGGGCCUAAACCAAACUACGUUAGGGCUGGUAUCAAGUGAUAACAAUUCUUAUGAAGAUGAUCUAGAAAACUUGUGAUGUACAGCAAGCCACCUAGUACAAGGAAAACAAAAAUAGCUUGUUCUGUUCUUUUCUCAAGUCCAGCCAGAGGUGAAAUCUACGUUGUCCUUGGAGAGAGUCAUUGUAGCACUCUAUCAUGUAAGUGUUACUCAUAAAUAUGCUCUUAUACAGGUUGUUGUAAUUGCAGCUGCAAGUCAGUAGUGAUUGUUUUAGGGAAUCCAUUUCACAAUAAGGAGAGUACUACUUCUAAUUUCAGGUUAGUUUUGCUCAGUUUAACACGCAACAUUAUAAUCAUCCUAGUGCGGAAAAGGAUAACAUUAAACCAGUUAGUUCAUUGUUUUGUUUAAAAUGCAAAUCAUAGAUUUGACCAUACGCUCCCUGGAAUUUGUUGCAGGCUGAUGACAACAACAUGUCCUAACAUCUGGUAAAGAAAAUAAUUAUUCUAUCUGUUUGAAUUAGAUCACAGACAUUUACAUUUCUAAGUGCAAACACAGCUAAUAGGUAUUAAUAAACAUUAUAUUUUGUGACUUGGAGAAUCAACAAUGUUUAAAUCUGUGAACUUAAUGCCUUAAUGUGCUUGUGCAAGCACUCUGAUGUGAAGACUUGAGAGCACGUUUAGAUGCAAGUCCUCCAGUAUCCAUUGUGUUUGGAGUGUGUUUUUCUUUAAAUACUGUGGCUGUCUAAAGAAGCAGUAGUCAAAAACAUUCAACCAAAUGAUGUUUCUCAAAAUCUGAUGUCUCAGGUGGGUGUUUUGCCAUGUAGGUAACACAUCUGAGAUUAAGCGUGGAUGUAAAUACUAACAGGAAUAUUCUUUUCUUCCCUGAUAUUUAAACCUUGAGUUGAAGUACAGUUUUGCCACUGUUUUUUUUUUUUUUCAAAACUCUUAUUCCAUGUCCCUAAAUGAUUAUGGUUAUUAGUAUACAAGUGUUCAGGCCUUCAUAAUGUAUUUGAUUUUUUUUGUAACUUGUUUGCAAAUUGGGGAAAAAUCACUGUUUUUGUAAAUAAAAAUAUUUAUGUCACACUUAAA